AGACUGGGAUCAGAGGAUACUCUGAAUCGGCUGCAAUCAGCUCGACUUGGAGCCCCGGGAGAUAAUGUGACAGAAAGAGCUGGAAAACAAGGGUCUUUUCUGCUACGCCUUUCUUCAGUUGGACGGAUCAAGCAGCGUUUGCCUGAUAUGGGACACAAGCCUCUUCAGCUGAAAACAGGUUCAGUCAUGCCCCUUUGGACCAUCCGCUUUGACCUGAUUUUGUCGAGUCUGCUGCUGCUCCUGCUGCUGCUCUGGGUACCUAUGGAAACCCUUGCCCAGAAUGACACAGAGCCCAUCAUCCUGGAGGGGAAAUGCUUGGUGGUGUGUGACUCCACUCCUUCAUCCGAGCCCGCUGGAAGUGCUCUGGGUAUGUCUGUCCGCUCUGGCUCAGGACGAGUGGCCUUCUCAGCCAGCCGGCAGACCAAUCAUGAGCCAACAGACAUGAGCAACCGCACCAUGAUCAUCUACUUCGAUAAUAUCUUAGUCAAUGUUGGCACCCACUUUGACCAGGAGAGUAGCGUCUUUGUAGCUCCACGGAGAGGAGUGUACAGCUUCAACUUCCAUGUCGUGAAGGCCUACAACAGACAGACUAUUCAGGUCAGUCUGAUGGUGAACGGAUGGCCGAUGAUUUCAGCCUUUGCAGGGGACCAAGACGUGACCAGAGAGGCGGCUACCAACGCAGGCCUGGUGAUUCUGGAGAAGGGAGACAAGGCCUACCUCAGACUGGAGAGGGGGAACCUGAUGGGGGGUUGGAAGUACUCCACCUUCUCCGGGUUUCUGGUCUUUCCCUUGUGAAAAAGUUGCAAAUUUAAGAUAUUUAUUAACAAAAAAGUUGUGAUUGAGGGGAGUCACGGUGUUUAGCAAAAGUAUUUAAAAUCCCUUGAACUUCUUUAAAAUGUGAUAACUUUUCACCGCAGCUGCAGAUCGUUUUAGGGAACAUCUCCAACAGAUUUCCAAAUCUUGAACCUAAAACUUAGUCUUCUUUUUAAAAAAAUACUUCAAGCUUGGUUAUGCUGGACGGAGAUCAUUUGUGUCCAUUAGUUUGAAAGCA
This is a messenger RNA of Cyprinodon variegatus (sheepshead minnow), 1051 nucleotides long. RefSeq names its product cerebellin 3 precursor (gene cbln12). The transcript is spliced from 4 exons. Gene Ontology annotation, cellular component: synaptic cleft; glutamatergic synapse. Gene Ontology annotation, molecular function: protein binding. The record is from RefSeq and is a predicted model, not a curated record. The coding region runs from base 148 to 795 and encodes 215 amino acids. NCBI's taxonomy places the organism in Eukaryota, Metazoa, Chordata, Actinopteri, Cyprinodontiformes, Cyprinodontidae.